AUGAACAAAGCUCCAUAGUCUUUUCAAGAGCAGGCAAGAGAGAACCAGGAGAGAACCUGGAUGAGAAACAUUAUAAUCAUAAAACAAUGAUUAUCUCGUUCUGAAAUUUAUCAUCACCUCAAUCUGUAAAUUACCCCAAUCAGCGAUGGAGACGAGUGUAAGCGGUGAAAGAGUCGAAGAAGAUUCAACACAGACAGAUCACUCUGCCCUGGACGAUGAGGUCCUCCAGAAGAUCCUGCAAUCAGGCAUGGAUCUUCGCCGUUACUGCAAACAGGUUGAGGGCGAUCUGCUGCGCGCUGAGAACCAUUCAAUCGAAGACUACAUCAAAGAGAGCGCAAAUAUUGCCAGCCUGCAUAAUCAGAUUUCAGACUGCGACAACAUUCUUGAGCGAAUGGAGGGCAUUUUGGAGGGAUUCCAAACUCACUUGAGCAGCAUAAAUACCGAGAUGGUGCAGCUGCAGCGGCGAUCGGCCGAGAUGACCAAACAGCUGAGCAACCGACUGGCCGUCAGGGCAACCCUCAGCCAGUUUGUGGACGACAUCACCGUUUCGGAACAGUUAAUAUCCAGCAUCUGUGAUGCAUCUGUCACGGAGCCUGAAUUCGGAUCUGCUCUGCGAGAACUCGGCCACAAAACAAGCUUUGCAAAAGAGCAGAGCUACCGCGACUCCCGUUCCGUCCUUGACGUUCGGGAUCCUUUGGAGCACCUCAGAGUCAAGGCUGUGACUAAGGUGCGCGUCUUCUUGCUUGAGCAGGUCUUCAAACUACGCAAGUCCAUGGCAAACUUCCAGGUUCCUCAGGAUAAUUUGCUGAGCAAGUAUAAAAUUUUCUACGAGUUUUUGCUGGCUAAUGAGAGGAGCGCUGCUCAGGAAGUUUGCGUCGAGUAUAUAGAAACUAUGGGCAAGGUUUAUUACUCCUACUUCAAGGCAUACAUUUCACGACUAAUGAAACUACAGUAUGACGACAACCCUAGCAAGGAUGAUCUGAUGGGCGUGUCAGAAAACGUAGCCCGCGGUGGCUUGUUCCAAAGUCGUACAAGCCUGAAGAACAGGGGCGCCGUCUUCAGUCUGGGGACGCGCGGCGAGGUGCUGGGCGCGGGGCUCAAGGCACCCAUCAUUGUGCCCCACGCGGCUGGCAACAAACUGCCAUACGAAAUUAUCUUCCGUAGCGUUCAGUUCGCGCUGCUAGAAAAUGGUUGCCGCGAGUUCAUCUUCCUGAAGGAGUUCUUCGUGGUGCAGGGCAACGCUGCGCUCGACAUGUUCAACCAGGUGCUUGGUAUGACCCUUGGAAUGCUGCAGAAGAACCUGGACAACUACGCGGCCGACUCAUAUGACGCCAUUGGACUGAUGGUGUGUGCUAACAUUUGUCUCAAGUACAAGAGCAUCUGCCAAGAAAGGUCAAUCGCUGCAUUGGACACGCACUGGUCAGCACUACUUGCAUUCAUCUGGCCGCGUCUGGAGCACGUGCUGCGUCUGCACGUCCAGAGCGUCAAACAGCUGGACACAAGCAAGUUCAACCGCGAGCUGCGUCCACACUACAUCACGCGCCGCUUUGCCGAGUUCAGCGCUGCCAUGGAGUUCAUGAGUGAAACGCCGCCUCCGGAGUCAGUGCAUAGGCUCAUGUCGCAGCUGUCUGAAGAGGUCGAGUGCAUGCUGCUGCGUAUCGCGGCUGCCUUUCCGCAGCGCAAGGAGCAGCUCGUUUUCCUCAUCAAUAACCUGGACCUCAUCCUUAGCGUGCACGCCGAGCACUCGAGGGAGCAGGGUGCCACCGCAAAGGACACUGCCGCUAGGGAGGAGCCAAAGAGGGAGAUCAUAGGAUUCCAGGAGCACCUGAGUCAGAGAAGUGCUGAGUACGUGGAAGAGGUGCUCCGUCCCCAUUUUGGCGCUGUGAUGCAGUUUGUGAAGGAGGGAGAAGCGUUAGCGGCAAAGGGCCAGGCCGACCAAUUGCGCCAGCAGGAGACCAAGUGCAUGGACAUUGCUCACAAGUUCUCAGUAUGUUGGCGGGGCGCCCUUGAAAAGCUGAGCCAAGAGGUAUUGUCCUCCUUCCCGAGUCUCUUGACAGGUUCGCAACUGCUUCAGCUUACGCUGACCACCCUGGUGACGUACCACCAACGCCUGUAUGCAGUCCUGCCACCCUCUGCGCAGGCUACCCUUGCAAACAAACACCAGCUGAUGGUCGAGAUCAAGAAAUAUAAAACUAAUUUCUGGUCUGACAACCUUAAGUCAUGAAACUUCAUCCCCAUUCCAAAUGCACACUGAUGAUAUUAUGAUCAUUGUUAUUGUUGUGGGCCAAAUAGAAAGAACUUGACUGUCAUACUUAACUGUGAUAGCGAAUCCAAUUUCAGUUGUUUAGUGGAAUGAAGUGAAUAUUAUUGAAAUUUUGCUUGUAAUGGGGACUUUCCCUAAUGUAAACAUUAAACUUGAUCCCUAUUCCAUGA
This is a messenger RNA of Cloeon dipterum, 2433 nucleotides long. It is a transcript of the gene Vps52, whose product is annotated as vacuolar protein sorting 52. Gene Ontology annotation, biological process: retrograde transport, endosome to Golgi; Golgi to vacuole transport; endocytic recycling. The transcript is spliced from 9 exons. Bases 146 to 2224 code for a protein of 692 amino acids. Gene Ontology annotation, molecular function: syntaxin binding. The record is from RefSeq and is a predicted model, not a curated record. Gene Ontology annotation, cellular component: GARP complex. Lineage: Eukaryota; Metazoa; Arthropoda; Insecta; Ephemeroptera; Baetidae.